Lachancea dasiensis is the source of this 969-nucleotide messenger RNA. NCBI's taxonomy places the organism in Eukaryota, Fungi, Ascomycota, Saccharomycetes, Saccharomycetales, Saccharomycetaceae. The record is from the annotation of a GenBank genome assembly.
AUGAGUACCCGUCCGGCUUCGCACAGUGGUUCUUGGUAUAGUUCAAGUUCAAGCAAGUUAUCAACCCAGCUUUUGCAAUUUCUGAGCCCUCAUGCGGUAGUGAGCGGAGCUCGCAUCAUUGUGUCUCCACAUGCUGGUUAUACUUAUUGCGGAGCUACAAUGGGAAAAGCUUAUGCUGCCUUGGACUUUACUGGCGUAAAACGAAUCUUCGUUUUGGGACCAUCUCACCACAUUUAUUUCAAGAACAAAGCGUUAGUUACCGGUUUCGACAGGCUGGAGACUCCAUUAGGAUCUCUACCUGUGGAUACCGAACUUGUGGGCAAAUUAUUACAAGAUGAGGGGUUUGACCAAAUGGAUCCGGAUACGGACGGCGAUGAGCAUUCGUUAGAGAUGCAAUUUCCAAUGCUCUAUGCUGCCCUGAAUCUCCGCCAGAUUGACCCGCAAUCUGUAACCGUCGUCCCCAUUAUGGUGUCGCACAAUUCUACGCGCAAUGAUUACCACCUCGGCAAGAUUCUAAGCGAAUACGUGAAGAAUCCGAGCAAUGCAUUUGUCUUGAGCUCUGACUUCUGUCAUUGGGGCAGAAGAUUCAAUUUUACCGGAUACGUGGGUGACAACAAGGAGGUUCAAGAGGCAAUCGCCGAGGACACCGAAAUCGAGUCACUCACUGCGAGAAGCAAGCUGUCGCAUCACCAGGUGCCAAUUUGGAAGAGUAUAGAGAUCUUGGACAGGUAUGCGAUGUCAAUUCUGAGCCAAGCGGAUCAACACGACAAAUAUGAGCCUUGGAAACACUAUUUAGAGGUUACGGGAAACACCAUUUGUGGAGAGAAGGCAAUAAGUGUGAUGCUUUGCGCUUUGAGCUACUUGUCGGAAGACUUUGAGUUCAAAUGGGUCGGUUAUUCUCAAUCCAGCAAGGUCACCAACGUCAUGGACUCGAGCGUGAGCUACGGUGCGGGCUAUUGCAAAGUUUAG